CUAAGUUCACCUAAAUUCGGCGAGACGCUAAAGUAUACAAUUCUUUUUUUAGUUUGUGUGAACCUGUUGUAGAGUUAGGAGAAUUGGUAUAUAGGUAUAUCAGAGAGUGAAGAUACCCGAAAGUCAUCGUCAGAGAAGAAAGAACGAAAAAGAGCAGCGUACCACCUGUAGUCCUCUCAGCGGUACCAUCUACCAUCCCGGCAUGAUUUGCGACCUGAGGCAUUCUUCUUCGAGCCACUCCCUCUCACCAAUCGCGGCGGAGGUACCAGAAGAUGGCCAGGACGCGCUCAGAGUGGGGCUGACGUAACUUCAAGUCGAAUCGGUACUGUAGUCACCGAAGGUGCAAAUCCAAUGCAAGGAUAAUCUGGGAAAGAUGCACAAGUACUGCACUCAGUACUUUUUGGCACUUGUCGCGUCUCGGCCGAUGAUUAGCUGAUAGUGGUGCGGAAACGGAUAGUACUCUGGAACGAUGAGGUGGUGCGUGGUGUUCCUCUUGGGAGUUUUCGCGGUGGUGGAAGCGUGCGGGCCUGGACGCGGAGUGGGACGCCGGCGGGGCUCCAGGAAACUUACCCCUUUGGUCUUCAAGCAACACGUUCCGAAUGUGCCGGAGAGUACGCUAACGGCCAGUGGGGUUCCCGAGGGAAGGAUUGAUAGGAACGAUACGAGGUUUAACGAUUUAGUGCCCAACUACAACGACGACAUUAUCUUCAAGGAUGAGGAGGGAACGGGUGCUGAUCGGUUAAUGACCCAGAGAUGCAAAGAAAAACUCAACACCCUCGCCAUCUCGGUGAUGAACAUGUGGCCUGGCGUGAAGCUCCUCGUGACGGAGGGCUGGGACGAAGAGGGGUACCACACUCCCGACUCGUUGCACUACGAGGGUCGGGCCGUAGAUAUCACUACCUCCGACAGGGACCGGUCUAAGUACGGAAUGCUCGCCAGGUUGGCCGUCGAAGCGGGCUUCGACUGGGUCUACUACGAGAGUAGGUCCCACAUACACUGCUCAGUUAAGUUAGAAUCAUCACAAGGUGCAAAAUAUGGAGGAUGUUUUUCUGGCGACAGUACAGUAUUGACCUCUACUGGCGUACGAAGGAAACUCUCCGAGCUCCAAAUAGGCGAGAAGAUCCUGGCUCAAGAUACCUCCAGCAACGAGCUCAUCUUCAGCGAAGUGCUCCUCUACUUAGACUAUAACCCUUCCCAGAAGAGGGAGUUCCUAAAACUUACCCUCUCCUCUAACAGAACUUUAAUCAUAACUCCUAGCCACCUGGUGCUCAAAGAAACCCUCGAAGGGUACAGAACAGUCUUCGCAAAAAGCAUCAGUGUGGGUGAUAAACUUUUAGUAUCAAAUAAUUCGCAUAGUGUAGUUACAGACAGUGUUAUUGAAGUGAGUGGGGUUGUGAGGACAGGAGUGUACGCUCCCUUAACGGCAGCGGGGACUUUAGUGGUAAACGACGUCGUGGCGUCGUGUUACGCCAUCAUGGACAGUCAAGCAAUUGCCCAUUGGGCAUUCCUGCCAGUGCGGUUGGGCUGGAAUCUCAAGCAAGCCACUUUGAGGGUGUGGAGUGUGAUCAGUAGACCUUUCCGCGUGUGGUCCCAAGACAGCGCGGCUGUACGAAAGAUCAGCGAACCGGGUGUGCAUUGGUACCCCAGAAUGCUGUACACGGUGGCCCAGUACUUAAUGCCCUCUCAUAUGACUGGGUGAUCCUGAAAAAAGUUGUGGUUUUGUUGGCCAGUGAAUUUGUAUAUUUAUCUAUUUAUUACUUUUUUUAUACAUUUUUGUUAAUUUUAUCUUCUGAACUGCAAGUUGUAUAUUUGUACAGUAUUUUUUGGGUGUUGUGAUGCCACAUCUAGUCUACGUUUUUGCCAGUUUUUUAUAUAAUUGAAAAAAUAAACGUAAAAAUUCUUUUAUUUAACUAUUUGUAUGACUAAAAUGUAAUAGUUUUACUAAAAUAUUGUUUAUUAUUUUAUUUAAAUUAUUUUAAUUGUUUUAUUGUAGUAAACUUUGUAUCUGAGACUUUUCGUCCUCCUUGUUUUACGAGAGAAGUCGCUGAUUUGCGUCUCAAAGUGGGAAUUAUUCCAUUCGCGGUAAUUUCCCUUAAAUAAGGCAGUCGUUAAUGUUUGGUUUUGGUUCAGAGUUGUGACUGCAUAGCUCUAUUAAUAAUGUCUGAGAGGCGGAAAUAACCAUCUGGAGAUGGUGGUCCAACUCUGAAUCAAACAAAAACAAAAACUGCCGUUCCACCUUGUUCAUCUUUCCUCAGAUUUUUGAGUACUUUGGGCCCUUUUCCUAGACGAAAAGAAAGUAGAUACGUGACCGUUGUCCUUUCUGCUUUCUUCUAUAUUCGUCGUAUCCGUGCUUAUAAAUUGUUAAAGCCGGAGAUUCAGGAUGCAGCCAGAAAGCAGUUUCUUUUAACUAAAAGUCUUACAUUUAAAAUAUUGUUUAUUAUUUUAUUUCAAUUAUUUUAAUUGUUUUAUUGUCGUAAACUUUGUAUCUGACACUUUUUGUCUUCUUUGUUGUAAUAGUUUUGUUUGUUUAAAUACGCCUGUUCAAAUUUCUCGAUAUACUUGCUCCAUAUUUUUACAAAAAACACUAAUAGUACUGGAAAGCAAAAAUUGUUUCAAAAUACAUAAAGGAAAUCAAUGUAUUGUUUAACGAAGAUGUGACUAGAUGUGAAUCUCAAAAUUCUUUGUGUAUAUAAUACCGAGAUAUCUAUAGAGUACAAAUAAUUCUUAUAAAAAAGCACUCAAAAACAUCAAGAAGAAUGUCAAAUUAUGGAAAAAUUUCAUGUAAUUUAUAAGUAACUAGUUUACAAUUGUUUGUAGAUGACUGACUGACAUUGGACAUAUCUUUAACAUUGCCAUCAGAUAAAAAACACAAGUAACUUAUUAAUAAGGGAUAGCGCACACAUUUUAUGGAAGAUGUAAUGUGGCUCAAAUACAAUAAAAUUUACAUGAAUAGAUUCGUCUCGAAAUUAUAACCAUGUCAUAUUAUUGUGCCAACCCUAACUUUUGAUUAAUAACGAAUUAAAAUUUAUGAAAAUCAUAUUUUUGAAAUCCAUAAAACGCUUCUUUUAACAAAAACUAUUAUAGACCAGUAAGGAUCUGUUUUUAGGUGGAUGUGAGAGGUGGCAUUCAGAUUUUUGCGGAUAAAGUUAGGUGAUAACUUCGUUAAUAAUAAUUGAUUUAUGCUCCUUCUCAAAUAUG
This is a messenger RNA of Diabrotica virgifera virgifera (western corn rootworm), 3198 nucleotides long. RefSeq names its product tiggy-winkle hedgehog protein (gene hh). Gene Ontology annotation, molecular function: calcium ion binding; patched binding. The coding region runs from base 470 to 1699 and encodes 409 amino acids. The transcript is spliced from 4 exons. The record is from RefSeq and is a predicted model, not a curated record. Gene Ontology annotation, biological process: smoothened signaling pathway; multicellular organism development; cell-cell signaling. Lineage: Eukaryota; Metazoa; Arthropoda; Insecta; Coleoptera; Chrysomelidae.